UUCCUGUGUCGCCUCCCGACAUGCACCGCGGCAGAAAAUGGCCGCACGGCACUAGUUGACUCUUGUUUAGGCGUUCGUAGCCUUGCUAGAAGUGUGCGUGAGUGAGCCUAUGUGUCGCUGAGAGGCAGAGAAGCCAGUCUCGAGGACCGUGGUGGCCAUUGGUAGUGUUGGAGGGUCGGCGGCGAGGAGGGGCACGAGGCGCCACCCACAACAGCUGACUCCUGCCACCACCACCGCUCCCUCGCCCAUGAUGGACCAAACUGUACCGUGUAUGUUGUUGAUAUAGUGAUAAGCAGUGCUACAAGGACGGCAACAUGUCGGGCGAGGCGCCGGAGAAGGGUAAUGAGGACUCCAUUAAGGUGGUGGCCAGGUUUAGGCCGCUGAAUGACUCUGAGGAGCGAGCGGGGUCCAAGUUCAUAGUCACAUUCCCACACAACAAAGAUGACCAACUAGUCAACAUAGGGGGCAAAGUCUAUCAGUUUGACAACAUCCUGAAGCCUAAUGUUUCGCAAGAAAAAGUCUACAAUACUGCUGCCAGAGAUAUUGUUAAAGAUGUACUCAAUGGUUACAAUGGAACAAUCUUCGCCUAUGGGCAGACUUCAUCAGGGAAAACUCACACCAUGGAAGGUGUUAUUGGGGACCCAAAUCUGCAGGGCAUCAUACCUCGUAUCAUUCAAGAUAUCUUUAAUCAUAUUUAUAACAUGGAAGAAAAUCUUGAGUUCCAUAUCAAAGUAUCUUAUUUUGAAAUCUACAUGGAUAAAAUUAGAGAUCUCUUAGAUGUGUCGAAGGUGAAUCUGGCUGUACAUGAAGAUAAAAACCGUGUACCAUUUGUGAAGGGUGCCACUGAACGGUUUGUGUCAUCUCCAGAAGAAGUGCUUGAGGUCAUAGAGAUGGGCAAAAGCAAUCGUCAUGUUGCAGUUACAAACAUGAAUGAGCAUAGUUCAAGAAGUCACAGUGUGUUCCUAAUUCAAGUAAAACAAGAGAAUAUAGAGUCACAGAAGAAACUUCUUGGAAAGCUUUAUCUUGUUGAUUUAGCUGGUAGUGAGAAGGUCAGCAAAACUGGGGCAGAAGGUUCUGUUUUAGAUGAGGCAAAGAACAUCAACAAAUCCCUUUCAGCCUUGGGCAAUGUUAUUUCUGCCCUUGCUGACAACAGUAAAACACACGUUCCGUACCGAGAUUCUAAACUCACUCGAAUUCUUCAAGAAUCACUUGGUGGUAAUGCAAGAACUACAAUUGUUAUUUGCUGCUCUCCAGCUUCAUUCAACGAAUCUGAAACAAAAUCGACACUUGAUUUCGGCAAGAGAGCCAAGACUGUGAAGAAUGUCGUGACAGUCAAUGAGGAGCUAACAGCUGAGGAGUGGAAGCGUCGCUAUGAGAAGGAGAAAGAAAAGGUUGCAAAGCUUAAGGCACAACUGGAGAAAAUGGAUCUAGAACUUGGAAGAUGGCGUGCUGGCGAGUCUGUGAGCACUGAUGAGCAAGUGGCUAUUGAUAUGGAUGCUUCGACAACUUCACAGCAAUUUAUUCAAGUCUUGGCUCCACCUGUGGCUGUCGAUGGAGAUGCAGCCGAGUGGGCACGAGAACGCGAGCGCCUCUACCAAAACUUGGACGAGAAGGAUGACGAAAUCAAUCAUCAGUCACAGCUUGUGGAAAAACUUAAGGAACAAAUGCUUGAGCAGGAGGAGUUGAUUUCAUCGACUCGACGUGAUUAUGAACUUCUACAAUCAGAGAUGACCCGCCUUACUAAUGAGAAUGAGAAAGCUAAGGAAGAAGUAAAGGAAGUUUUACAGGCCUUGGAGGAAUUGGCUGUCAAUUACGACCAGAAAACAGAAGAAGUGGAGCGCAAGAGCAAAGAGAAUGAGAGUCUAACUGAGGAACUUGGUCAGAAACAGGCAUCACUAAGUGUAGCCACCUCUGAACUCCAGACAGUGAAAGACUCUCAAUUACAUCAAAAGAAACGUAUAAAUGAGAUGCUGGUAUCUCUUCUCAAAGAUCUGAAUGAAGUGGGGUCACUCAUUGGAACUUCCAAUGAUGCCAUGAAGAACCUUGGGGAUGUUGAAGGCAAGGUGGAAGAGGAGUUCACUGUUGCAAGACUCUACAUAUCAAAGAUGCGCUCAGAGGUGAAGAACUUGUCACAGCGAUGCUCGACACUUGAAACAAAACAGACAGAUAUGCAUUCACAAAUGGAAGAACGUGAGAAGGAACUUAUUGAGGCCAAGCUGCUCGUUACGCAACAUGAGGCCAAGAUGAAGACACUCUCACAGUCUAUGAAAGAAGGAGAUAAUAAGAAGAGGUCCUUGGAAGAACAGGUGGAUUCCCUGAAUGAGGAAGUUGCUCGCCUGAAGGCAGUGUCUAAGGUAUCUGAACAAGAUGGCCAUGUUAAAGAUGCUCUUGAGAAGCAGAUUGAACAACACAGGGAACAGCACCAGAAACAGUUGGCAGCACUGCGAGAUGAAAUUACUGAGAAACAGCAACAGAUCGAUGAACUGACAGAUGAAACCCAAAAGAGAGCUGUCACAGAGGAACAGCUGAAGGCAGAGUAUGAGAAGCUGAAGGCUGAGGUUGCUGAAAAGACUACUAAAUUGAGCGAAUUAACGAUUGUCCACGAGCGUAAGGAGCAGGCGCGGCAGGACCUUAAAGGUCUUGAAGAGACUGUGGCCAAAGAGUUGCAGACUUUGCACAAUUUACGUAAAUUAUUCGUGCAGGAUCUCCAGGCCAGAGUGAAGAAGUCUGUGUCGGGAGAGGAGAGUGACGAAUCGGGUGGAUCGUUAGCUCAAAAGCAGAAGAUCCAAUUUUUGGAAAAUAAUUUGGAUCAGUUGACUAAGGUACAUAAACAGCUGGUGAGAGAUAAUGCUGAUCUUCGGUGUGAACUUCCCAAGUUAGAGAAGAGACUUAGAGCAACAAUGGAGCGUGUAAAGGCUUUGGAGACAGCAUUAAAAGAGGCUAAGGAAGGUGCAAUGAAGGAUCGCAAAAGAUACCAACAGGAAGUUGACAGAAUUAAAGAAGCGGUGAGACAAAAGAAUCUUCAGCGUAGAGGCACUGCUGCACAGAUUGCUAAACCAAUUCGUGCUGGACACGCACCCCAACCAAAUCAUGCAAGCAAUCCUGUUAUUCGUGGAGGAAUGCAGCCCUACCAGCCACCAGCAAUGCAGAAGCGAGUAGCAAGUGGUGGUGCACGAAUGGACAUGUCGAGCUAAACUUAGUGGUGUCGAUGAUUCUGAGAUAGAAUCCAGCCCCUGUGUAUGUUGAGCUGUGGCCAUGUUCUCAUGAAACAUUGUUACCAAUCUCAAUUUUAUACCACCAUAUUUGUGCACCCGCCACUAAAUUUGUUGUUAUUGCAUUGCUUGACGAGGCAGAUGGGUAAUGAGGGUUGGGAAGUAAGGGGGGUAAAGGUAAUGAUAUCAUUUUGUAGAGCCUUGGACAUUUGUAUUAUUUUGCAUAUUACAAUUGCUUUUCUUUUAAGACGUUUUUACCUUGAAAUUUUUGGAUGCUCGAUUUAUAUUUUUCCCUGAGUUUAAAAUUAAGCCUUCAGAAGUACAAAUCAAGGUUCGUUAUAAGUGAAUCAUUUGCCUGUAAGAAUUGUCAGGUUUGUCAUCAUUAAGUCCAGAAGAAAUGUUUACAUGCAAAGUAGUGAAGCACAAAUGGAGGGGACACCUUUGAUCAACUGCCAAGUCAUAUGCAAAUGUCUUGUGGUUUUAAAAAUCACUGUGGAUGAGCUUUAUGGUUAAGGUGGGAGAUGAAAGGUGUAGAUUGUUAGAACAAAUUACAGUUUAAUUUCCGUUACAAUUCAUCAUUACAUGAUAAGCCUCGUGAAGUUGAGAAUUAUUUGGACCAAAAUGAUUGAUUUGAUGAAGUGAAUUGUACUCUUAAUAAUUGUGACUUCUGAUACAUGUCUGAAAAGCACCAGUGGCUUUUUAUGGUGUAUUCUGCUUUUAAACAAUUAUACAAUGUCCCAAUCUUUACAAUCAGAUUGUAUCAUAUAAUACCUGUUACAUUUUCUCUGUACAAUAAUGUAAAGUUUCAUAUCAUAAUAUACCUAAGAUGUUUUGAUGGAUUUAUUUCUCUAAAUGGAUGAAAUAGAUAUAAAAGCAGCUAUUUAGAAAUAUAAUUUGUAUAGGGUUUUCUAAUAUAUAUACUGCACUGGUAUUUUUAUAUAUAAAUUAAUGUUGAUAAAAUUAAAGAGGCAACUUACACAGCUUUUAUGUAUUAAUUGUUGAGGAUUAAUAAUAAUUCUCAGCUAAAUUUGCUUUUGGUUUAAUUUUAGGUUAAUAGUUUCCAUGAUCUUGGAAGAGCCUGUGGAAUACUCGUAGAUGGUGUUUAAUUGUGUUAUAUUUCAAAAUGGCUGUUUUCAUUUCUUAAAUAUGGAAUGAACCCUCGGAAAAUUUUAACGAGAUGUCCAUUUCCUUUCCUUUUUUGCCUAUUUUUGUCGCUACACGAAGUGUACGUCAGAUGUCAGUAAUGAAGGAGGGUAUUGUAGACAUUGCUCAGUGAGGGAAUGUUCAGUGUCUGAUUUAAUAUAAUGUUGUUUCAGGUUUUAUAUGUAACUUAAGUUUAUGUAAGUGGAUGAUUAUUUUUGAGGCAUUGUACAAAUUUCCUGUGUGAUCCUUAUUGGCCAAGAAAGUCAGAAAGGUCCUAUUUAUUCCCAGUUAUGAUGGUUACAAUGGGAACAUGGGGUUUAAAGAUGUUGAUAGGCUGUAUGGUUCUCGGAGAAGAUAUAUUUUAUGUCGAGACAGUUUAUGCUAAAUCUCUUGGACUUAAUAUAUAGAUAUAUAUUACUGUUUGUUUUCAAUGCUGUAGUAGCCUGUGGCACUACUUGUCAUGUCCUUUAUACUAGACCAGCAGUCACUCCUACAGUAGGUUGAGUGAUCUCUUUCAGCUUUAAAUUGAACACAAGGUGUCCUACAGUGCCCUUAAUAACUUUGGUAUUAGAAACAAUUUUAGCAAUUUUUUUUUUUUAAGUUUUAAAGUCCAUUCCUGAUGGAGAAAACUAGUAUUUAAUUUGGCUAAUUUAUUUAUUUUAAUUGUAGUAUGAGAGCAGCUACAUUUUAUCCAUCCCACUGUUGCCUUAAGUUUAUCCUUGCCAGCAGGAGAUAUCCAGGUUUAUAUUAUCACACGUGCCACUCACCGUAAUUUCAUGCAGUCAGUCACCAUAAGCUACCAUUUUUACAUCAUCUCACGUCAAGGUUUAACCACAUGGCAUCGGCUAUUAAAAUACAAUAUGCAACAUUGCCUUGAAUUAUGUAAAACUGCUUGAAUAAAAUGUCUAGUAACAUAUAAAUCAGACUGUGAGAAAGGUAAUUGUAAUGACCUUUAUAGCUGAUGUAUGUUAUAAUAGCAAAUAUUGUAUCACUUGAUCAUUGUGAACAUUAAGGUGUGUAUAUUCUCUCAUAUUCUUUUAAAUAAGAAUAUUUUAAGAGUAUUCACUUUAGCCGAGUCUCACUAUGAUCAUUAAAAUUAUAAUUGGAAGCAAACUUAAAUUUUUUUUUUUAGUAAAAUAGCCUGAAUGGUAUGCCAAAUAAAAGCCAUAGUUUUUAUUUACCCUGAAAUUAGGUGUGAUGUUAGCAUUGGUGGGUUAGAAAUUGACUAACACUUCUGGUGAUGUACAGACUAUUGUAGUCCAGAUGUAAAACAAAUGUUUUACAAUCCAGAUCUGUUACCCAGUUGGAGAGAUAAAAGUAUUACCACGGCUUUCUCACCAUGUUUGCUAGGAUUUAGCUGUAAUUAGCCCUGGCCCUUUGAUCAGAAACUUUUCGGUUGGACUUAUGCAGGGAGAGGAAAACAAAAGCAAAGUGAAAGUAUUUUACAAUUGUAAAAUUUAUUGCACUAAAAUUGCUGCCUCGGCUUUACAUGCUUGUACUAUGGAAAGGUACUGCAGUAAAAUCACUAAUUAAU
Messenger RNA from Procambarus clarkii (red swamp crayfish), 5889 nucleotides. Its product is annotated as kinesin heavy chain. Gene Ontology annotation, biological process: microtubule-based movement; mitotic cell cycle. Lineage: Eukaryota; Metazoa; Arthropoda; Malacostraca; Decapoda; Cambaridae. Gene Ontology annotation, cellular component: microtubule. Gene Ontology annotation, molecular function: microtubule motor activity; microtubule binding; ATP binding. The record is from RefSeq and is a predicted model, not a curated record.